AGAGCACAUGCUGUUGCUACAGAGUCGCUUUCCACCUUUAGAGAACUUUUCUAUCAAGUCAGACCCCAUCGCGUCCUCACAUACAUCCGUAAGGGAUCACUUCGGAAUGCGCUUCUUGGAGGCAGCUCCUCGAGCGACCGGCCGCCCUCUAUAACUGGACUCUUGUCUGGGUCUGCGCCUCCCUGC
This is a messenger RNA of Amoebophrya sp. A25, 186 nucleotides long. The record is from the annotation of a GenBank genome assembly. NCBI's taxonomy places the organism in Eukaryota, Dinophyceae, Syndiniales, Amoebophryaceae.